AUUUAUGGUGGAGUGGGAAAUGGGCAUUUGAAGGCAAAUAAAAGCCACCACAUCAAAUAAAACAUCGUGGAUCAAAAGGACCAACGUAUGGAAUUUUUUCCCCUAGUCUGCCACGCUUGAUCAUAUCCCGAGCCCAGCCCCGCUCUUCUUAUUGGCUGGGCAGGCACACAAGGGGGGAAAGUUUGAAUAAAAUACAAGCGCAUGGCACAACAGUUGUCGUUCAAGCUUGUGCGCUUGAUCCAGAAGCGCCGUAGUCAGUCUUUUUUAAAGACAGGGGAGAAGAGAGAAGUGCGCGCACUCUUUUAACAUUUUUUCCAAAAUUUUAAGGGACUUUUUGAAUAUUAGUGACGUUAGAUUUACAUCAUUGCAAAAAUACGCGUCCUUAAACUUGUGCGUAAUUGUUAAAACAAUUCUUCAGGAAAAGUUAUUUUUUUGGAAGAAAACGUGUCGAAGAUGAGAUCGACCAGAAUGGUUUCAUCAGUUCUGCUGCUGGUGCUGAUGCAGUCCGGCGCUCUGUGCGCGCGGCGGUUCCGGGGUGGCCGCAACCCACAACCACGGCGCGCGCCCCCUUCUCCCACUCACCGAGCGGACCGGGGCGACACCACGGAGAGCUUCCCGCUGGAUUUCACGGCAGUGGAGGAAAACAUGGAUAACUUCAUGACACAAGUGAAAAACCUGGCGCAGUCGCUGUAUCCGUGCUCCGCGCAGAAGCUUGACUACGACAUGAAGCUGAACUUUCUGAAGAACACAUCCGUCACCUGCAACGACGGUAGUCCUGCGGGAUACUACCUGAAAGAGUCUCGGGGAAGCAGGCGGUGGCUUAUAUUCCUUGAAGGCGGCUGGUACUGUUUCAACAAGGAAAACUGCGACAGUCGAUACGAAACUAUGAGGAGGUUUAUGAGCUCAUCUAAGUGGCCACAAACAAAAACAGGCACAGGGAUCCUGUCGCCGCUGCCUGAGGAGAACCCUCACUGGUGGAAUGCAAACAUGGUUUUCAUUCCAUACUGCUCCAGUGACGUGUGGAGCGGCGCUACAGCCAAAACAGAGCAAAAUUUUUACGCCUUCAUGGGGUCGCUGAUCAUCCAAGAGGUAGUGAAAGAUCUGCUGAACAAAGGUCUGGACAACGCCAAAGUCCUCCUGUUAGCAGGAAGCAGUGCUGGCGGCACAGGGGUUCUGCUGAAUGUGGACGCCGUCGCUGAGCUGCUGGAGGGUUUGGGCCACACGGGGAUCCAAGUGCGAGGCCUCUCGGACUCUGGCUGGUUCCUGGACAACAAGCAGUACCAGUGCACAGACUGUGGAGACACCGCGGCCUGUGCCCCCACAGAGACCAUUAAAAGAGGCUUUAAAUACUGGGGAGCAGUGGUGCCAGAGAGGUGCAGACAAACCCACGAAGGAGAGGAGUGGAACUGCUUCUUUGGAUAUAGAGUCUUCCCUUCAAUUAAAAGCCCCGUGUUUGUGGUUCAGUGGCUCUUUGAUGAGGCCCAGCUGACUGUCGACAAUAUCCAGCUAACAGGGCAACCUGUGCAGGAGGGCCAAUGGCGCUACAUCCAGAAUCUGGGCACUGAGCUGAGAAACACACUCAAGGAUGUCCCGGCUAUGUUUGCUCCGGCAUGCCUGUCCCAUGAACUUAUCACCAGAAACUACUGGAUCGACGUGCAGGUUAAAGGCACUUCAUUACCCAGAGCCCUGCACUGCUGGGACCGCAGCCUCCAGGACAACAGGAACAACAAGGCUCCGCCCAAAGCCUGCCCGGUGCAUCUGAUCGACAGCUGCCCGUGGCCGCACUGCAACCCCACCUGCCCCACCAUCCGAGACCAGUUCACGGGGCAGGAGAUGAACGUUUUUCAGUUCCUCAUGCACAUGGGCUUCGAUGUGCAAAAGAUGGCCCAGCAGCAGGGCAUGGACCCCAGCAAACUACUGGGCAUGCUCAGUAGCGGCAGCUAAAUGACGUCUCUCACACAAGCACAUAAGCUAAAGCCAAGCAGAGCCGGCCGGCGUCAGCGGCCGGUCUCCCAUGACUUGUACCUCCAAACAUCUGUCAAAACCAUUCAGUCUAUAAUGCUUUUCCCCUUUUUCAAUUCAGGCAAAACCUCACAAGAUCCAAAAACUUCAAUUCUCACAACGAUAUUUAAACUGACAUCCUGACAAGGCACAAUUAACUGCUACUUUAGUUUGUAUUUUUUUAUAUAUAUAUAUACAUAAAUUAAUAAAAAAGAGUCACAAACAAUAAUCCAUUUGUAAGGUUAAUAAGUGACGUUUUCUUUCUCUUUUCAUCCUUUUGGAUUUAAUUGAGAAAAAAAGUAAAAACAAGCAAAAAUAGAUUUGAAGGAAUGUUAUGCAAAAUAACUUCUAAAUGAGAAUGAUAAUUUUAACCAACUUUGAAAUUUAAUCAAGAACAAAAGAUCCUAAAGUGAAAAAGUAAAAUUCUUCAUAUUUGAUCAUUUUAUUUUGAUGUGACAACACAAAAUUGUGAUUGUUCACCAAAUUGAAAGAAUUUGUUUUUCUCUGAUUUAAAUAGGAAUAACAUAGAUUUUUGUAAUAUGUUGUUUUGGUGCUAAAGUGUAUUUACAAACAUUUUGUUUAUAGAUACACAAAAGGCCAUAAAAGCCUCUUUUAGUUUGUCAUUACAGGACUGCGUACACCUUUUCACGGGAAAAGCAUUCAUUCUCGGUCACCUCAGUCUUUCAGCUGUCUUCAAACUCAAUGCAAUGAACAUUUAAAGGGAGACAAAUAAUGUGUAUUGUAUAUUUUUGAGUAUUUGUAUAGGUUCUUCUAAGUGCUCGCUCUUCUAACUCCCUCAUAUUUCAUGAUAGAGAUGUUUUUAAUAUAAUGACGAUGCUGUAUGUAAUGUCUGUUUUAAAGGAACUAUUUCACUUCACACACAAAAAAAUGGAGAAGUAUUACUAAUUGUAAUUUUAUUCUGUAACAUAUUUUUUAACAGAAAGAUAAAACUCAACCUACAUUGGUAAUUUACAUAUUUAUUUUGUUAUGUAAAUCAUAUUUAUAAGUGCUAUUUUCACAGAGAAGUGAUUCUUUGUAAAUUGUAAAUACAGUGCUAUUGUUUUCUUUGUGUUGAUUGCAUGUCUUUGUAUCAGACAAAAAAAGACAUUACAAACACUACAAAGUAAACUUUUGCUGUUUAUUUUUUACCGUAUAUUAUAUUUCUUGACAAAUUAAUUGGUUUUAGUGGGACUAAAAGUACAGAAAAGCAGAUUUGAUUAGUGUCUGUGAGUAAAAACAUCUUGACAAAAAUUGUAAUUUUUAAAUCAGUAAAACAGGUUAAGAAGAAAGUGAAAAAUGGAGGAACUUUAGGUUGUGCAUUUUAAGAAUCGAAUUAUUUUGAUACUUUUUCCACUCUAAUUUGUUUUUUUUAGGAAACUACAAGCUGCUUAGAUUGGGAAAAUGUUAAGAAAAUUUCAAAUUAAAUAUCAAAAAAGGAUGCAAAAUAGGUCUAAAUAACUAAUAAAUAACAAAUAAAAUGCAAAAAGAAACAAGUUUCAACUCAAAUUUGACAUUCCUCUUGUGUGUGUUGUAUUACAAAUUGCAGUAUAUUUUUACUCAAAUUCAAGCUACUGUACAGCAAAGGUUUAUCUGCUGAGUUUCUGAUCACCUGUGAAGCCUUAAUGACAUUGUUCUAAUUUUUGUCAUUGAAAAACAUCAAAUCUGUUUGAGGGAAAUGUAUUUAACCUUCAUUUUACCAGAUAAAAACAGAUUAAGAACAACUUUCGUUUUAACUGCAGCCUGGAAAGAUGAAAAAAAGUUGAAAAAAAGACCAUAAAUUAAAAUAAAUAGAAAAAA
Oryzias melastigma (Indian medaka) is the source of this 3798-nucleotide messenger RNA. RefSeq names its product notum, palmitoleoyl-protein carboxylesterase a (gene notum1a). The coding region runs from base 454 to 1944 and encodes 496 amino acids. Gene Ontology annotation, molecular function: hydrolase activity. The transcript has 11 exons. The record is from RefSeq and is a predicted model, not a curated record. Lineage: Eukaryota; Metazoa; Chordata; Actinopteri; Beloniformes; Adrianichthyidae.